AUGUGCCGGCACCUGCUGUUAAAGAAGAAGCCCACAUCAAAGAUAACGUCACUAAGCUGACAAAAACUGCCCACGAAACAGUGGCGGAGUUUGGAUACAACCAGCAACAAUUUUUGUGGAUUAAUUUUGCUCUUGGAGUCGUCUUUUCACGUUUUUUUUAACUUGGCUACUUUGUUUCCGGAUACUGCUACGGCAACCCUCGCCCCGUGCUGGAUGUGAGCCCUGCGUUGAAACCACUGCACCAAGGAAGCAUGCUGGCCGCCAUCCAGCACCACAGCACUGGUGGAGGUGGCGGUGAUGGAGGUGGCAGUAGUGGAGGUGGAGGCGGCGGCGGAGGAGGAACGACGGCCGAGAGCGCCUCCAUGUUGAGAAGGGCCUCCGAGGGCCCCCCGAUGCACUCGCUGAGCCUAGACAACCCCGCCCCGGACCCCAACUACAUCUUGCAGACGGUCGUCGACAUACGCAAGUUUGCCGAAGUGUUGCUUCAUCUGAAAGAGGCCUUCAACAUCGCAGACGAUGGACGUUGUGACUUCGCAGAGCAUCCAGAGGGCUUCCAACAAGUGGUCGACAAACGUCUGGACGAGAUGCUGGAGGUCCUGAGAGGCAUCAUUGGCAAACACAAGAGCCUCAACUGGGUCACGAUUCACAGCAAAGCUGGAGCCGUCGCCGCUUUAGUCAAGAGAGUGGAUUUUAAGGAGGGGAACGAGAAGAAAAAGCAAAGCCUUUUCAGCGAGAUCCACUCCGCGAUCGACCAGUUGGCGUACGCCGUCAGCAAUGUAGUGUCUGACUUCUUUAUGGGAGAUGUAGAGAACGGAUUGGGGCUCCCCCUAACUGAGAAGCGCACGUCUUUCGACAUCCCUCCUCUGGAAUCCAGAGGAUCCCUAACCCCUGAGAAAGAUGAUCCGCCAGGAUCGCCGACCGGGGUGGAAGAAGUGGACAGGACGCUACUGGCGCGGGACAACGGGGUGGAGUUGGCGCUACGCUACGCCAAGGCCUGGUCCAAGUACACCAAAGAAAUGCUGACGUGGGUGGAGAAGCGUUUCAACAUGGAUAUCGAGUUGGCGAAGUACUACUCCAAAAUGGCCGAAUCCGCCAAGACCCUCGCGAGCCAACAGGAGUUCAUGCCUUUCUGCGAGAUCUACACGGCCGCUUUCCAGAACGACAUCGAGUACAGCAAGCUGAUACGGAGCAACGCCGCUGUCCUCCAGAGCAACAAAUACGUGCAGCCUCUGACGACCCGGAAAAACGAGCUGGACAAACUACGGAAAGAGAUGAAAGAGCAGUGGCAGAGACAACAAAAGAGACUGCAUGAAGCUCAGAGUGCUCUGAAAAAGGCUGAGUUGCAGAAGAGCCAUCGUAAGGAAGAGUACGAAAAGGCCAAGGAGUCUGCCAGCCGGCUGAAGGAGGAGCAAGUGGGAGGAGCUGGAGGCGCGGUCUGGCUCAAACAACGAGAGAAGCGACGCCGGCUGGAAGAGGAAGCCCUGCAAAAGGAUGCUGAGGCGAGGCAGCACUACGAUGCGUGUUGCAACGACCUCAAGGAAAAGACGGUGGAUCUGGCCAAAACCAAGAGUGACAUCAUCACCAAGCUCCGAAAGAUGGUCUUCCAAUGCGACCUCACCCUCAAAGCCGUCACCGUCAACUGGUUCCAGCUCCAGCAGGCCCAGGUGGCGGCGCUCCCCGUCAACCACCGGAGUCUCUGUGACCACGCAAAACUGUACGAGCCCGGCCAGCGCUACGUCAAGUUUGUCCGGAGGGUUUCAGCCAAUGGGCUGGAUUCGUCGGGUGGAAGAAUGUCUCCCACCAACCGCACACCGAUCGGCAGCCGUUCAUCCUCCACUAACCUGUCGCAAAGCUCCGUGACCUCCGACCUCCUUGGUGUGGACGAGGUGGACGGGUCCAGCAGCAGCCCACGGCCCAAGAUCAUGAGCGCCGAUGCCCAAGCAGCACCUCGGCGCCACUCCGCCAAUUUGACGAGCCAGGGCGGGGGGAUGUGGAGCGACUCGGAAAGCGCGGGAGGGAGCAGCGAGUCCCGGUCCAUUGACUCGCCCACCGCCAGCCCAGGAGACUUUAUGAGGAAAAUCCCCAGAACUCCCUCCACUGGCACCAUGUCGUCCGCUGACGACUUGGAUGAGCGAGAGCCCCCGUCGUCCUCUGAGAACUAUACAAGUGAAGUGGUCAUGGAGGACGCCAACUCUCCGGGUCCUUUUAGAAACACGCAGAUGUCCAAAGCUGCUCAAACCCACAAGCUGAGAAAGCUCCGGUCGCCUUCCAAGUGUCGAGAGUGCGAUAGCUUCAUCGCCUUCCAAGGAGCCGAGUGUGAGGAGUGUUCUCUGGCCUGCCACAAGAAGUGUCUGGAGAGUCUGGCCAUCCAGUGCGGCCAUCGGAAGCUCCAGAGGAAGCUGCACCUUUUUGGCGUGGACUUCGCGCAGACGGCGAGUAACAGCCAGGACGGCGUUCCCUUCAUCAUCCGCAAGUGCACGUCGGAGAUCGAGACCCGAGCGCUCAACUUGAAGUUUAUCUACCGCAUCAACGGGGCCAAGUCCCGUGUGGAGAAGCUGUGUCAGGCGUUUGAGAACGGCAAGGACCUGGUGGAGAUGUCCACCCUUUACCCCCACGACAUUAGCAACGUACUCAAACUCUACCUGAGACAGCUCCCGGAGCCGCUCAUCCUUUUCCGCUUCUACAACGACCUUAUCGGUCUGGCCAAAGACAGCCAAAGUGGAAUUGGGGCCGAUCUGGAAGCAUCUCGCCUGAGUUCCUCCCCAGUGCCUCCAGCUCAGGUCAGCGUGGAGCUCAACCGCAUCCUCUUCAAGAUCAAAGACAUCCUGAAGCAGCUGCCGCCUGCCCAGUACAAGACCCUGCGGUUCCUCGUCGAGCAUCUGUACCGGGUGACCGAGCAAUCUGAGGAAAACAAAAUGACUGCGAGGAACCUGGGGAUCAUUUUUGGGCCGACACUCAUCAAACCGAGGCAGACCGAUGCCGAGGUCUCCCUGUCCUCGCUGGUGGACUACCCCUACCAGGCGCUCAUUGUGGAGCUCAUCAUCAGACACUGUCAGAUGAUCUUCGACACUCCUCUCAGCAACUCGCCCACCGAGGUCGGCGCUCGCCCGGUGCCCGCCCGGCGCCUUACUCCGCAGGACAAGGAGCGCAGACUGAGCAGGUACUCAAAGUCUGCGGGCCACGACCAGGAGACCGGCGCCAAGGGUUUUAAGAGACACUCCACUCCUUCACGUUUGUCGUCAGCGGACCCGGAGCUGCCAUACCCCAGUGGCUCUGAAGGAAAUGAAUUCCAAGGCGCAGAUGAACCGGAUUCAAAGACCUGCAACGGCGUUCGGCCCCAAAGUGUGACCGAUCCCCCAAAGCCCGGCGAGCGAGGACUCUCCCGCUCGCCGUACGUCACGGGCCCUUCCCUCCGACAGCACCGCCCCAGACUCGCCUCUCGGCCGGCGAGCAUGCCGGCCCCACGAAGCCACUACCGAGGCACGGCGGACGAGAAUCCCACCUGGGCCAGCGUGGACGAGGACGAGGACGAGGACGAGGACGGGAAAGGAGACGGCGCCAUCCUGGAGGUAAACAAAACCGAAUCCAAAGUGCGAGUGGGAACGUUACGUGGCAUUUGGAACACGGAGUACAAGCACGUUGCUUCCAAAGCGGCUAAAACCGUUCCCGGUCCGGACCUUCAAGCUGACGACGUCUCGUCCGGUUCGGCCCUGGAGGACUCGGGCGGUCCCAACUCCAACAGACCUUACAGCAUUCUCGCACGGCCCGCCGGAUUAUUGAGGAUGGAGGACAACGUCACCGUGUUCAACAUGGCCUCCAAGGGCUCCCGGGCUUCCAGGACCCUCAACCCCCCGCCAGAAACCUUCUACAAGCCGCCGUCGGCGAGUAAAGCCGGCGCCGAGGACGAGAAGGAGGACGUCGUCGAGAUGUCCGUAGACGACCAGGACCGGGCGGUCACAUCCCCGUCCCGAAGCCCGGAUCCUGAGGCACUGUACAGGCCGGUUUACCAGAGACCAAGGACCAGAUCCAGGCCCCUGCAAGAGGCGGAAAACCGAGAAGCUCACUUUGUUUAACCCGCCAGAUUUGAUCUGUUUUUUUUUUGUUUUUUUUGUUGACCUUGUGCAAUAAGAGGAUACGGAAGUCCUGCGUGGAGAACUAAAAGACCGUCUUUCUACCCAGGAUGCACUUCACCUCGCUUCCCACACAGCUUGGACUAUUUAUCCAUUUUAAAGCAUUUUAUGUAAAUACUUUGUACGCGGUCCUUCCAGACCAGGGGUCACCAACGCAAUGCCCGCCGCGGGCACCAGGUCGCCCGUAAGGACCAGAUGAGUCGCCCGCUGGCCUGUUCUAAAAAUAGCUCAAAUAGCAGCACUUACCAGUGAGCUGCCUCAAUUUUUUAAAUUGUAUUUAUUUACUUGCAAGCUGGUCUCGCUUUGCUGGACAUUUUUAAUUCUAAGAGAGACAAAACUCAAAUAGAAUUUGAAAAUCCAAGAAAAUAUUUUAAAGACUUGGUCUUCACUUGUUUAAAUAAAUUCAUUUAUUUUUAGACUUUGCUUCUUAUAACUUUCAAAAAGACAAUUUUAGAGACAAAAUACAACCUUAGAAAUUAUUUUAGGAUUUUCAAACACAUAUACCUUUUUUACCUUUUAAAUUCCUUUCUAUUCUUUCCUGACAAUUUAAAUCAAGUAUUUAUUUUUUUUAUAGUAAAGAAUAAUAAAUACAUUUUAAUGUAAUUCUUCAUUUUAGCUUAUGUUUUUUGGACGAAAAAUAUUUGUGAAAAAUAUGAUUAAAGUUAAAAAAAAAUAAUUCUGGAAAAUUAGAAAAAUCUGUAGAAUCAAAUUAAAAUCUUAUUUCAAAGUCUUUUGAAUUUCUUUUAAAAUUGUUGUUCUGGAAUAUCUAGAAGAAAUAAUGAUUUGUCUUUGUUAGAAAUAUAGCUUGGUCCAAUUUGUUAUAAAUUCUAACAAAGUGCAGAUUGGAUUUUAACCUAUUUAAAACAAUCCACUUUAUUUAUAUAACACAUUUAAACAACAAUAAUGUUUCCAAAGUGCUGCACAGCCAUGUUCAAAACAAUAUUAAAAAAUAAAUACAAAACGAUAUUAUGCUCCACCAAUGACUGAAUAAAACAAAAAAUAAAUAAAAAUAAAACCAAUAUGAUUAGAAACUAUUUUAAAGGGUAAAAUCAAUUAAAACAGUAAAAUAAAAAUCAAAGUGUAUAAAAAACAGAGGACCACACAACUCACGUAGUGUUAAAAGCCAAAGAAUAAAAGUGGGUCUUAAGACGAGACUUAAAAUUAUUAUUUAAAACAUGUCAUCAAAAUUCUAAAAUUAAUCUUAAUCGGGAAAAAUUACUAAUGAUGUUCCAUACAUUAUUUUUUUAAUUUUGUAAAAAGAUUUGAAUUAGCUAGUUUUUCUCAGCCUUCCCGGUAAGGUUUAUUCAGGUGUACUGGAGAGGAGGCUUCGCCGGAUAGUCGAACCUCGGAUUCAGGAGGAACAGUGUGGUUUUCGUCCUGGUCGUGGAACUGUGGACCAGAUCUAUACUCUGGACAGGGUUCUUGAGGGUACAUGGGAGUUUGCCCAACCAGUCUACAUGUGCUUUGUGGACUUGGAGAAGGCAUUCGACCGUGUCCCUCGGGAAGUCCUGUCGGGAGUGCUCAGAGAGUAUGGGGUAUCGGACUGUCUUAUUGUGGCGGUCCACUUCCUGUACGAUCGGUGCCAGAGCUUGGUCCGCAUUGCCGGCGGUAAGUCGAACACAUUUCCAGUGAGGGUUGGACUCCGCCAAGGCUGUCCUUUGUCACCGAUUCUGUUCAUAACUUUUAUGGACAGAAUUUCUAGGCGCAGUCAAGGCGUUGAGGGGUUCCGGUUUGGUGACUGCAGGAUUAGGUCUCUGCUUUUUGCAGAUGAUGUGGUCCUGUUGGCUUCAUCUGGCCGGGAUCUUCAGCUCUCACUGGAUCGGUUCGCAGCCGAGUGUGUAGCGACCGGAAUGAGAAUCAGCACCUCCAAGUCCGAGUCCAUGGUUCUCGCCCGGAAAAGUGUGGAGUGCCAUCUCCGGGUUGGGGAGGAGACCCUGCCCCAAGUGGAGGAGUUCAAGUACCUAGGAGUCUUGUUCACGAGUGAGGGAAGAGUGGAUGGUGAGAUCGACAGGCGGAUCGGUGCGGCGUCUUCAGUAAUGCGGACGUUGUACCGAUCCGUUGUGGUGAAGAAGGAGCUGAGCCGGAAGGCAAAGCUCUCAAUUUACCGGUCAAUCUACGUUCCCAUCCUCACCUAUGGUCAUGAGCUUUGGGGUCAUGACCGAAAGGAUAAGAUCACGGGUACAAGCGGCCCAAAUGAGUUUCCUCCGCCGGGUGGCGGGUCUCUCCCUUAGAGUGGGGGAAGAGUGGAUGGUGAGAUCGACAGGCGGAGUAAUGCGGACGCUGUAUCGAUCCGUUGUGGUGAAGAAGGAGCUGAGCCGGAAGGCAAAGCUCUCAAUUUACCAACCGGUCGAUCUACAUUCCCAUCCUCACCUAUGGUCAUGAGCUUUGGGUCAUGACCGAAAGGAUAAGAUCAUGGGUACAAGCGGCCCAAAUGAGUUUGGGUCUCUCCCUUAGAGAUAGGGUGAGAAGCUCUGCCAUCCGGGAGGAACUCAAAGUAAAGCCGCUGCUCGUCCACAUCGAGAGGAGCCAGAUGAGGUGGUUCGGGCAUCUGGUCAGGAUGCCACCCGAACGCCUCCCUAGGGAAGUGUUUAGGGCACGUCCAACCGGUAGGAGGCCACGGGGAAGACCCAGGACACGUUGGGAAGACUAUGUCUCCCGGCUGGCCUGGGAACGCCUCGGGAUCCCCCGGGAAGAGCUAGACGAAGCGGCUGGGGAGAGGGAAGUCUGGAUUUCCCUGCUUAGGCUGUUGCCCCCGCGACCCGACCUCGGAUAAGUGGAAGAAGAUGGAUGGAUGGAUAGUUUUUCUCUUCUUUUUUUUUCGGUUUGAAUUUUAAAGAGUCGAAAUUAAGGAUAAACUAUGUUUCAAUUUUUUUUUUUUUCCGUGUUUUCUCUUUUAAACCGUUUUUUUCAUCAUUUAUUCUCUACAAAAAACCUUCCGUCGAAGGAAAAAAAAUGUACGACGGCAUGACGGACAGAAAUACCCAUUUUUUAAAAAAUAUUUAUCUGUUUCUAUAUAUAUUUAUUGUGAGAAAUCAUUAAAAUGAUCAGUGUUUCCACAAAGUAAAUAUCAUUAAUUAUUAAUAACAACAUAGAGUUAAAGGUAAAUUGAGCAAAUUGGCUAUUUCCGGCAAUUUAUUUAAGUGUGUAUCAAACUGGUAGCCCUUGGCAUGAAUCAGUACCCAAGAAGUAGCUCUUGCUUUCCAAAAGGUUGGUGACCCCUGUUCCAGAUUGACCUCGUUUGUAUACCAAAAAAAAAAUAUAUAUAUAUAUAUCUCUGACUAGUGCAUGUUGCCACAACAACACAGGAGUCUGUUACAAACUGUUACACCCAACCUUUUUAUACCAAGCAAUAAAAAGACACUUUUGUAUUGACGCA
Messenger RNA from Nerophis ophidion (straightnose pipefish), 7506 nucleotides. It is a transcript of the gene arhgap29a, whose product is annotated as Rho GTPase activating protein 29a. Gene Ontology annotation, cellular component: cytoplasm. The transcript has 23 exons. Gene Ontology annotation, biological process: signal transduction; activation of GTPase activity. The coding region runs from base 252 to 4073 and encodes 1273 amino acids. Lineage: Eukaryota; Metazoa; Chordata; Actinopteri; Syngnathiformes; Syngnathidae. Gene Ontology annotation, molecular function: GTPase activator activity. The record is from RefSeq and is a predicted model, not a curated record.